AUGAGGGAGGGGGUGACAAGGUUGGGGCUGGGUUCUAUUUCUCUUCCUUGGUUGGGGUUGGGAGAUUUUAACUGUGUUUUGCGUCUUGAGGAGAAGAAGGGUGGUAUCCCAACUAAAGAGAUUUACAUCUCGGAAUUUCAGAAUUGGAUCUCUGAUAAUGGCCUGGUGGAGGAUGAUUCCAUCGUUGAGCUGAAGCUUGAGUCUGAGAGUGAUCUUCUAGAUUAUGACCCAGCCGAUGAGGUGCAGUUCACUAAAGUUGCGGAUGCUAAGGCUGCUGUUGAGGAGGAUGACAUUAAGGACUUCAUUUUCAAUCACUACAAGGAUAAGUUCAAUGGUGGCGAGGUUGAUAUAGAUCCAAAGCUUUUUGACGUAAAUCAUGAGAGUAUUUCGGCUUCCGAAAGUACUCUAAUGAAUGUUGUGCCUACUUUGGAGGAGAUCAAAGAAGAUUUUUUUGAUUUGGGGGAGGAUUCUGCGCCUGGCCCUGAUGGGAUUCCAAAUGGCAUAAAUUCUAAUUUCAUUGUGCUCAUUCCUAAGAAUGGUAAGUCUGAUGCUAUAAAAGACUUUAGACCAAUUGGUUUAAGUAAUUUUUUCUUCAAAAUCAUUACUAAGAUCAUGGAUACGCGUCUUGGAAUGGUUUUGAACAAGUUAAUUUCUGAAGAACAAGUUGCGUUUAUGAAGGGUAGGAAUAUUCAUGAGAAUGUAGCUUUGGCCUCGGAGUUGAUCAAUGAGAUCAAUGCGAAUAGGAAGUUUGGCAAUGUUGGCCUCAAGUGGACAUAG
Papaver somniferum (opium poppy) is the source of this 777-nucleotide messenger RNA. RefSeq lists its product as uncharacterized. NCBI's taxonomy places the organism in Eukaryota, Viridiplantae, Streptophyta, Magnoliopsida, Ranunculales, Papaveraceae. The transcript has 5 exons. The coding region runs from base 1 to 777 and encodes 258 amino acids. The record is from RefSeq and is a predicted model, not a curated record.